This is a messenger RNA of Dichotomopilus funicola, 1608 nucleotides long. RefSeq lists its product as uncharacterized. The record is from RefSeq and is a predicted model, not a curated record. Gene Ontology annotation, cellular component: cellular bud neck; plasma membrane. NCBI's taxonomy places the organism in Eukaryota, Fungi, Ascomycota, Sordariomycetes, Sordariales, Chaetomiaceae. The transcript has 3 exons. Bases 1 to 1608 code for a protein of 535 amino acids.
AUGCCGACAAUCGACGUGGCCAUGAGGCGGAGUUUGGGGAGAGGGUUUCUGGAUUUGGUUGUGUCUAGCUUGCAGCCCGCUGUCCAGAAGAGGGAUGUUAUGGGGCAGAUUACAGACGUCAAGACGGCCUUCUCCAGCUGGGACAACUGUAUGCAGGUCAACUACUGCAAGUGGCCUGUGAUUGCAGUAAUCGCCGUUGGCGGCCUGAUUAUCCUUUCGGUCGUGUGGUGCUGUGGCGACUGCUGCGGCUGUUGCGAUCCGCCGCGAGGAAGCCGGCACAAGUAUCUCGACGAACCGUACAUACCACCGAACCAUGGCUAUAAGUCGCAGGAGCCGAUGAAUGCGGGCUUCGGAGGGGCCUCGCCUCAAUCCAAGAGGAAAUCAUUCGCCCAGUUUGCGACAUUCGACUUUGGGGGCAAGAAGCACAAUGAGGACGAGCUGCCCCAGAUGCCGGAAUGGGACAACUCAGAGCGCAAGAAGGUGAUGUUGGAUGACGAUGAUGCCGUGGAGAUGAAUGCUCUGAACAAGCCCGGGGCCGGUCCGCACGGUCAUGCUGAUGACGGUGCUUCGAUUGGGAGGGCUGCCGGAGCGUCGACUCCCAACGGAGCUCGUUCGCCCAUCAAUCGCAGUCCCUAUGGGCCGCCCGGUGGCGGAGCUGGGGCCGAUGGGUUUUUCGCCGCCAGCGCCGUGGGUAACAACGACCCCUACUCUCAGGGCGCGCCGACGUACAACCAGCCAGGUGCCGCGUACAACGAGCCGGGGCAGGGGUACGGAAUGGCCGGCGCGGCUAUGGGUCCCGGAAGACGGUCACCGCAUGGCCUGAACAACGGCGGUUACAAUGACGGGCAUAACAACAACGGCUACGGCCAAGAUCACGGCUACUCCGACUCUGGGGCUCAUCAUGGAUACGAUAACAACUUCGCGGCCUCCCACCAACAGCCGUACGACAACUACGACAACGAUUACAACUCGCAGGGCGCCCAAGGGUACGGAAUGGACAGCUCCCCUUAUGCUCCCGACCCGCGGCGCUCUCCCGCACCCCAAGGCCCAUACGGCCCCGAGUCACGACGAUCCCCCGCCCCACGCGGGCCCUACGACACCCCGUACCUCGGCGACCAGCGCCGCUCGCCUGGGCCUGGGGCCGCAUUCGGUGGACCUAACGCACGCCGCUCCCCCGCACCACAAGGCGACGCUUACGCCCGCCGGGGUUCUCCGGCGCCCCAAGGUGACGCCUAUGCUCGACGGGGGUCUCCAGCACCGCAAGGCGACGGCUACGCCCGCCGGGGGUCCCCGGCACCUGGCCAGGGCGGCCCGUAUGGUAGCCCCCGCGCCCCACCCCAAAGGCAGUUUUCCACUGACGGCGGCAUGCGCUCACCUGGUGGCGGCUCUGCUGGGCCUACACCGUUGCGGAACGACGCUGGGUUCGACUUCACAUCUGGGUACAGCCGGCCACCACCAUCUCGAUCUAUGACGGCAAGCCCGGCGGGUUCGAUGAGAGGACCUGCCGGUGCUGCGCCGGGUGGGAACGGGUACAGGCAGGGGAGCCCCGCGCCAGCUGCUGAUACCGCGGGUGCCUACCCCGGGUACGCGCCCUACAAGCCGGCGUAA